UCGCACUUCACUUCUCGGUCACUUGUUCAGUCUCACUUUCUACCAUGGUGUACGGUUUUCUGUUCCUUGAAAGGGUUUCUAUCUUCUAGUAAAAUACUCUUUUCAUAUACUCACUGUGGAACCAUACUGCUGUUUCAUCUUCCCUUUGUAGGACUUCCUACAUUGACUCUUUUCCAAGCUUGAUAAGACACUUCGACAGAUAUAAGAGUCUGGCAAGCGCCCAUAAGCCACCGAUUUACACCAAUAUCUCUCCGAUUCACUUGGUAGAGAAAAUAUUCGGGUUAAUUAUAAUAUUUUCCGCAGGCACGCACACCUACAAGCACACACAGGGGAAAAAAACAUCCAGUUCUCCAUUCUCAGAAGUCCGAAUUCUCAUACUCAAGCAUCCUGGCAUCACGGUCAAAAGUGUAUCUCGCCAACUCAACAUUGUCAAGAUGAGUGGACCGCAUACUGCCUUCUUCUACGGUAAGGUCCCAUACCUCUCGGUGUGUCGAAGGCUAACGUUCGAGGAUAGGCACCUUGGUCAGUAAAUCGUGUUAUCGAAAAGUCACUCAACUGUAAGGGUAUACUAACACAUUACCCCUAGAUGGAGCCCAAGGUCUUCUUCACUGUAGUCCAAGGCAACGGCAACCCGCCCCAGGUCAUUAAGGAUCUCUAUACCUUCACGCCCGCCGUCCUGACGGGCUACACACGCCACCGCGUCCAGUAUGCUGACUACCCCGGCAUGAUCCCCGAGGACGAUGGCUCGGUGAUCGGCAUCUACGCGACGGGCCUCACGGAUGCCAACGUCUCCAAGCUCGACUUCUUCGAAGGUUCUGAGUACGAGAAGAAGAUCGUCAAGGUCAAGCUUCGGAGCGGCGAGGACGGUGGCGAGGAGGAGGAGAGGGAGGCCACGGCGUACAUCUACAAACACCCGAAGAAUCUGGAGCGCCGGGAGUGGUCGUUUGACGAGUUCCGCAGGGACAAGAUGCACGUCUGGACGCGUGAGAGCUACGUCUUCGAGGGCUGCGAUGAUUUUGCAGAGUUCGAGAAGACCGAAUACGAGGACAAGGACGGCUCUGCUGAACAAGUCAAACAAGUCGGCGCAUAAACCGCGAAUGCCAUGGCAACAAUGGCUCUUGCUUUCCCUUUCUCUUGCAUGGCGGCAAACGGCAUCACUUGAUGGGUUCCAACAUCAGGCGGCGCUGACGCAGGCCUGCGACUGGGCCGCUUCGAGGCGGUGUAAGGCGGACAAGUCAGCAGCGGCUCAUGGCAUUAGAGAAAGAAAAGAAAACCGUCGCUGCCGCCCACAAAACAGCGAGACACAGGAAUUAUGAUGCCCAUGGGUUGAUGAAACAAGGAGAUGUUGACAGCAUAAUAGAUGACGAGUGUUUACCAGUCAAACUCCGAUAAGUGCCGCCAGCCUUGGCGCAGAGGACUGCAGUGCGCGCGCAUGCUCCUGUGAUAUGAUGACCUGAGUUCAGUGAUCUGAUACCGCUGCCCAACCGAAUCUAGGCGGCUAUGCGACCAUUCAAAGGCAAGUUCAUGAAUAUGCGAAGCAGCCCUCAUGAUAUUGGCGGGAAUCAAGGUCGGACGACGAACACUCUCGCUAGUAAGACAAGCGGUCGUAAUGGUGUUCACGCUUAUACAAGCCUGUUUGAAUAUGCCUUGCAAGCUAGAUCUCGUUGAGCGGCUGAAAUCAUGCGACGAGCCACGGCACUUACAGAUGGAUUAGUUCCGGAAAA
Colletotrichum destructivum is the source of this 1724-nucleotide messenger RNA. Its product is annotated as Putative gamma-glutamyl cyclotransferase, protein AIG2. The record is from RefSeq and is a predicted model, not a curated record. The transcript is spliced from 2 exons. NCBI's taxonomy places the organism in Eukaryota, Fungi, Ascomycota, Sordariomycetes, Glomerellales, Glomerellaceae. The coding region runs from base 587 to 1090 and encodes 167 amino acids.